AUGACUGAAGCGGACCUCAUCGACCUGAAGCACAGUCUGGCUUCCAUUAAUGAGUCAGUGCAACUACUCCAAACUUCACAAGCACACCAAGGUAUCCGGAUGGCUCAACUGGAGGACAGAGAGCGGAACGGAAACAUCAAGAUCCGCGGAGUGGUGGAUUCACUCCCACCUGAGGAACUUCCCCACUUCAUCAGACACCUAGUCUCCUAUGUCUUACCUGCAAAAAAACACAAAACAAAUUGCCUUCGACGGCAUAUACCGAAUAGCCAAAUCCUCACAGGCCCCCGGGACAUUAUCCUGUGUUGCCAGACUCUUGCCAAUAAACAAAGACUCCUCAGCACCAUAAAAGGGACAACUCCACUACAAUUUGAAUCGCAAACCCUUACAUUCUUUCAGGAUUUUAUUGUGGCGAAAGCCAAUGCAGCCAAUCACAAUAAUCCUACAAAAUGCUGGCCUCCCUUACAGGUGGUCAUUCCCCAGAGCUCUCACAGUCAACCAAAAUGGAAAGACUUUCAAACCCUGGGACCCUCGGAGGGAACAGCCUUCCUUCAAGCGCUUGGCCUACAGGAUCAGACCGACGCAGCUGGCACAAGCCAUGCCUUAAAG
Messenger RNA from Pelobates cultripes (western spadefoot toad), 606 nucleotides. The record is from the annotation of a GenBank genome assembly. Lineage: Eukaryota; Metazoa; Chordata; Amphibia; Anura; Pelobatidae.